This is a messenger RNA of Schizosaccharomyces osmophilus, 264 nucleotides long. It is a transcript of the gene tim8, whose product is annotated as Tim8-Tim13 mitochondrial intermembrane space protein transporter complex subunit Tim8. NCBI's taxonomy places the organism in Eukaryota, Fungi, Ascomycota, Schizosaccharomycetes, Schizosaccharomycetales, Schizosaccharomycetaceae. The record is from RefSeq and is a predicted model, not a curated record. The transcript is spliced from 3 exons. The coding region runs from base 1 to 264 and encodes 87 amino acids.
AUGGCUGACCCAUCUAAAAAUCCUAUUGCUGAUUUGAGCGAAACUCAACAGCUGGAACUCUCCAAAUUUAUUGAAACUGAACAGCAAAAGGUGAAAUUGCAACAAGCAAUUCAUCAGUUUACUGCUACUUGCUGGCCUAAGUGUGUUGGCACUAUUGGAAACAAGUUUGACAAGAGCGAGGAGCAAUGCUUGCAAAAUUGUGUGGAAAGGUUUUUGGACUGCAACUUUCACAUUAUUAAGAGUCUUGAAUCGACCAGAAAGUAG